GCGGUGGGGGGGGUCCCGAAACCAUCUUAUAAACCGGAUUGCACGGAGCGAGGAGGAAAAACAACAACAAAAAAAAGAAAGAUACAAAAUAUCCCAGCGAAAGGCGACCGCCCGCCGGCUGCGGCAGCCGCCCGCCCCCCGCCCCGCGCUCCCGCUGGCCUCGGGCUGCCUUUGUGUCGGAGCCCCGCGCCCCAGCCCGGCGCAGGCGGCGGCUGCAGCGCGGCGCGGACCAUGCCCAGCUCGCUCUUCGCCGACAUGGAGCGGAACGGCAGCGGCGGCGGCGGCGGAGGAGGAGGAGGCGGAGGGGGAGAGACCCUGGAUGACCAGCGAGCCCUGCAGAUCGCCCUGGACCAGCUCUCCCUGCUGGGGCUGGACAACGACGAGGCGGGCUCCAUUUACGACAGCGAGCCUCGGAAAAAGAGCGUGAAUAUGACGGAGUGCGUGCCUGUGCCCAGCUCGGAGCACGUCGCGGAGAUCGUUGGCAGGCAAGGUUGUAAAAUCAAAGCUCUGCGGGCGAAGACCAACACCUACAUCAAGACCCCGGUGCGCGGGGAGGAGCCGCUCUUUGUUGUGACGGGCAGAAAGGAAGAUGUGGCCAUGGCCCGCAGGGAGAUCAUCUCGGCAGCUGAGCACUUCUCUAUGAUCCGAGCCUCGCGGAACAAGAACACAGCCCUGAAUGGCACCGUCCCCGGCCCCCCCAACCUGCCCGGCCAAACCACCAUCCAGGUGCGGGUGCCUUAUCGCGUGGUGGGCUUGGUCGUAGGGCCCAAAGGGGCCACGAUUAAGCGCAUCCAGCAGCAGACGCACACCUACAUUGUGACGCCCAGCCGGGACAAGGAGCCGGUCUUCGAGGUGACGGGCAUGCCUGAGAACGUGGACCGGGCACGGGAGGAGAUUGAGGCGCACAUCGCCAUGCGAACCGGCGGCAUCAUCGAGCUGACGGACGAGAACGACUUCCACGCCAACGGCACGGAUGUUGGCUUCGAGCUGAAUGGCACGGGCAGCCUGUGGAGCAAGCCCACGCCGCCCAGCAUCACGCCCACCCCGGGCCGCAAGCCCUUCUGCAACUACCGCAACGACAGCUCCAGCUCACUGGGCAGCGCGUCCACCGACUCCUACUUCGGGGGUGGCACGGGGGGCGGCGGGGCCCGCCUGGCCGACUAUAGCCCCCCGAGCCCGGCACUCAGCUUCACCCACAACGGCAACAACAACAACAACAGUGCCAACGGUUACGUCUACAGCGGAGGCGGUGGGGAUGUGCUUUCCUCCCCGGACUGCUGCUCCGAGCUGCCCUUCGACUCGCCACCUGGCUUCGACCUGGCACCCGCCCCGCCGCCCGGGGCUGCCCUCCUCUGGCCGCAGUUUGAGCGCGGCCCCGCAGCCGCACCGCCCUCGCCCGCGCCCUCGCCUGCCGCCGCCGCCUUCCCGGGCGCUGCGCCCGCCAAUGCCAACCUGGCGCUGCUGGUGAGCGGCCCGAGGCGGGGCGGCAGCGCUCCGCCCCCGGCACGGCUCUCCCCGCCCCUGCACGGCAGCGCGGCGGCGGCGGGGCCCGAGCACCCGCUGGCACGCCGGGUGCGCAGCGACCCGGGCGGGCGGCUGCUGGCCGCCUCCUACCCGCUGUACGCCAACGGGCUGGGCGGCCAUCUGCCAGGUCUGCCCUCCGAUUCAUCCGCUUCCUCCUCUUCCUCGUCCAGCUCGUCGUCCAGCUCGUCCUGCUCGUCGUCGGGUGUGCGGCGGAAGGGCAGCCGCGACUGCUCGGUGUGCUUCGAGAGCGAGGUGAUCGCGGCGCUGGUGCCCUGCGGCCACAACCUCUUCUGCAUGGAGUGCGCCAACCGCAUCUGCGAGAAGACCGAGCCGCAGUGCCCCGUGUGCCACAGCGCCGUCACCCAGGCCAUCCGCAUCUUCUCCUGAGCCCGGCGGCCGGCUGGGUGCUGUGCGGUGCAUGCUAUACAUAAUAACGGGCGACUCCAUUCUAGUGCUAGGCUAGUUUUUACACUGUACUUUAAUACGAAGCUUCCAAAUCUUCCCUUUUUUUAAAAAAAAAAAAAAAAAAAGAACAAAA
Messenger RNA from Lagopus muta (rock ptarmigan), 2062 nucleotides. RefSeq names its product mex-3 RNA binding family member B (gene MEX3B). The transcript has 2 exons. Lineage: Eukaryota; Metazoa; Chordata; Aves; Galliformes; Phasianidae. The record is from RefSeq and is a predicted model, not a curated record. Bases 232 to 1911 code for a protein of 559 amino acids. Gene Ontology annotation, molecular function: RNA binding.